UUUAUUAAUCUAACGUCUUCUUAAAAUACUUCAUAUGCGCGGUUCGACAUUUGAAAUGUAAAUAUUUAAAAAAGCGAUUUCUAGCAAGAAGGAUGCAGCGCCUUGAAGGGCAAGAUUUCCGCACAGCACCAUGAUUCUGCGUUUUUUCUUUGGGACUACUUUACGACCAUGUGUUAGAGUAUUCUGGGCUUAUGCAAAAAUCUUUCCUCUUUCGUACACAUUCAACGAACGCUAAGGCGAGAUGUUGUCUUCGAGCAUAUUCUACGUCAAAAGAGCUUUGCCAGCGUUAUAACUUACGGUUCGGCUUAAUUAUUGUGCUAAUUCAAGUGAAUGAUCAAUUUUCAGUUCCCUGGGUUGAAGCUAAUCUGUCGUCAGCUAAGAGAUUUUUUGAGUCUGUCAUAUCAGCCCAUUAAGCUAACAUGAUAUCCUGGCCAUGUGACUGGGAAUUCCUAAGCAGAUUGAAUGGGAAGCUUUUGAAAACAAAAAAAAACUCUUAAAACAAUGUGUCUGGACUCUAGUGAUUCAGAGAGCUCAAGUUCAGAGACAGAUGACUCAGAUUCUGAAUCUGAUGGGAGCUCAGACACAGACACAGACAGUGACACAGAGGGAGAGAACUUUUGUGCUAUAGAGAAAAAACCUGUUAGAGCCAAACAAAAAGGUGCAUCCCACAAAAUUCCUGCCAAAAAAAAAAGAACUCAACCUAAUAAGAGAAAGAGUAGCAAGGAGAAUACAGGGAAAGGUACAUCUAUGGAAACAGCCAAAAAUAAAAAAGGGAAGGUUAGUAAACCAAGACACAGCAAAAAGAAGGUUAAACAGGGCAAACCAAAUAUGAAGGAGUUAGAAGGAUUGGGCAGAGAUAUUGGUGACAAAUGGAAAAUUCUGGGAAGACGCUUAAAAGUAUCAGAAGAACUGGAAAUAAUCGAUGCACGAUAUAAUAUUCUUUCUGAAAAAGCCUUCCAGAUGCUUAAACACUGGACCCAGAAAAGAGGUUCCUCUGCAACCUACAGAGUUCUAAGUGGUGCCUUAAAAGAUGAACUUUUAGAACGUAAAGACUUAUCAGAAAAGUACUGUUAUGGUUGAUAGUUGACAUAACAAUUCUUUUCCUGUCUUUUAACUCAGAUAUGCUGGGGAAUGAGAAGUUUUAGUAUACCCUUUCUCCACUCUGUUUUCUUGUUCUUUGAUUUACACAUGUUUCUUUCUUGGAGAGAUUUAAAAAACUCAUCCAAAUUCAUGACAGUUCUUUGCACAACCAAAACAGCUGCUCAAGAGUCAGAGUUGUGUAAUAGCAAACCAAGUACAGUCAGCAAGAGUGUUGUUUCGUGGUCAGAUCUCAAAGUAUAAUUUGAGACAUUCAAAUUGAUCACUCAGUUUACAGAUGGCAAUUAUUUUCAAAAGAACAGACUGAAGCAGAAAAAAGCAAUUUGCUGAUUUUUUUUUUUCCAUUCUUUGGGUAUUGUCUGGUUGGUAGGUCACUGAAAUUUUAGUCUUUUUUAACUUCAUUUUUAAUUUGUUAGAACAGCGUUUUUGACUCUUUCUCAUGCUAAGCAUUAGUAAAUUGAGAUCAUCAGUUAUACUAAACAGGUUAAUUGGUAUGAAAAGCUUGUAGGUUGAUUUUAACCAAAAUAAAUAUAAUUAUUCAAGUCAUUAUUACAUUUUUACUGAUGAAUUGUUGUAAUUUAUGAAACUACACAGAAUUUUAUUUUUUUAACACCCUGUUGUUAGUGUGCUAAUGGAGAAUUCCUCCAAAAAAGUGUUACAAAAAUAUUUGGUAAGGAUGGCAGUAAUUUUUUUUCUUCAUGUUAAGCCCUAAAUUUCGUCCGUUAAAGCUAUAGAAGGUUGUAUAGGAUUAUUUGGAUUGUAUAGAUCAAGACAAAUGAGAAGAAAGUAAUAUUGCAAACCGUUUAAAAUAUGAAAAUAUGAAUUUGCUGUUAAAUUACUGCUCUUAGAUGCCCAGCAUUGUAAAAUGUAAAUUGAAAUUAUCUGUAAUAAAAUAUGCUUAACUCAUUGAAUCUCA
Pocillopora damicornis (cauliflower coral) is the source of this 2014-nucleotide messenger RNA. RefSeq lists its product as uncharacterized. Lineage: Eukaryota; Metazoa; Cnidaria; Anthozoa; Scleractinia; Pocilloporidae. Gene Ontology annotation, molecular function: serine-type peptidase activity; protein binding. Gene Ontology annotation, biological process: proteolysis; signal transduction. The record is from RefSeq and is a predicted model, not a curated record.